AUGGAUAUUUGCAUUAGCCAUCUUUACAAUAGACAAAUAAGAAAGAAUAUAUUACAGGAUGUUUUUUACAAAUUAGAAAAUUACGACAAUGAAGAAUUUUUAUGCUUCGACGUAAACGCAAGCGGGAGUCUUCUGGUGGCCGCGUCCAAGACGUCUCUUUACUUUUUUCACAUUUUAACGGGCACCUUACUACUGCAGCAUACGUAUUACGAUGAAAAUGAAAAAGAAGAUUAUCUGAAGCGGGACAUUUUCGAGGAGGAGAAAAUACAUGGAAGUACGUGCAGUGGGGUGAAUGAUAAAGACAGCAACGAGAGUGGACAACACGAGGCGGUGAAGAGUGUCGGGCUCGACGAGGGGAACGAAUAUGACAUUGAGAAGGAGAUCGAGAAUGAGAAUAGUACCAGCGGAAACAUUACAAGGAACGACAAUAUCAGCAGCAACGAGUUUAGUAACAUCCUGGAUAACAUUAACAGCAACGAGGUUGGAAGUGCAAGCGGGAUUGGCAACCCGGACUAUGAUGAGCGGGCCAGCCAUAUUGACGGGGCUAAUAAUGUUAAUCAAGCUACCUGUGUUGAUCAGGCUAACCACCUUGAUCACGCCAAGGAUGUUGACCCCCUGGCCAUGUGCUACGACCUGGGUAACGAUAAGGACAGACAAAGUCCCAACUGUGACGAGGAUCUGAAGACCACCAAAGAGGAAGAGGAAAGUUACGAGACCCCGAAUGCAGCAAUUCAAAAUGGAAACUACCUUCCCGAUAAUUUUCUGACACAAAAUGAUUCCAUCUGUUACGACGACUCGGUAAAAGCACAUAAGAGGAAGCUCUUGGCACUUAAGGGACAAAAGUCCAAGAAAGUAAAAAAAAGUUCGAGAAAAUCCCAGAAAAGUAUGAGUAGAAGUGGAGAAAACAUAACCAACUUGAGAAGCAAAAAUAACGAAAGCAGCAGUAGGAAAAGUGCAGAUGAUAAAUUUGAAGAUGAAAACGCACAUAUAAAGAAAAUACAAUUUAUAAAACAUGACAAGUAUCUAUUAGGUGUAUCGACGAGAUACUUGUCCAUUUUUAAAAUCUGCGAAUUUCCCAUAAUCAGAAUAGUGUAUAUGGAUUUGUUAUGUCUUUGCAUUGGAAUCGAGACGAUCAUUUCAAAGAAGCUUUUUUUCCCUUGCUUCUUUUCUGAGUAUUUUUAUCUUCUUUAUAAAGAAAAUGAAUAUAAACAAACGGUAGAGGGGAGUCUCUUGAACAGUAGCAGUUUAAGUAACGAUUUUUCGCGACCCUUUGGGUCCAAUUCUGACGUAUCUAUAAAUAAAUUCGAGGAAAUCUCUGAGUGCAGUAAAAAUUGUAAAGAGAUGGAAUCGCCCCCCUUUAGGGGCUACCAAGAAGAAGCAACACCAGGGAAGGGUCAUUUAAGCCUUUUCAAAGAUUAUUAUAAAAUAUACACAGGUUUAAACUUUAGCAAAAUUAGAAACUUUGAAAUAUGCGAAGUAAAGUGUGUGGAUUUUAAGAAGAAAAAGCGCUCCUCCGGGGAUGAAGGGGGGAACAUUUACGUCCUAGAUCUUGUUUUGUGUUUGAAGGAGCAAAUUCCGUACGUAACUAGGGUGUACGUGGAGGAUAUGGCUGACCCGAGUGGCCAAUACGAGACGUCCCUGCCUGAUGUACAUCACCUUGCUUCAUAUGCAGAACGCAUGAACGACUUCAUCGUGGAUGUUAAUGUGACGCACCCCAUUAUAUCGUACGAACAGAUGAACUUCACAUUUGAGGAAAUUGCUAGAGAGAGCUCCUUGCAUGUGAGGAAAGACAUACUUUAUUCUAAGAGUAAGUCGAAGAAUAAGAAAAAAUGUGUGAAGGGGGGUGGCUCAAAAAAUUUUGAGUAUAACGAGAUCCAUGGUGUGAGUAAGAUGGAGGAGUGCUCCGCGGCAAGGCUAGGAGAGGCAAUCCUUAGCGAAGCGGUGGUUGAUGGGGGAGGUGCCACAGAACUGGUUAGUGCAGCGACUACCCGACUUCCCAGCGGAAUGCCCACCACAGCGUUGAGCGAAGUUACAAUAGGGAAUACCAAAACCGUGGAACCCACGGAGAGCUACAUCAGCAGCAGCAACUUCCUCCCCAGGCAGACCCAGAGAGAGGGUGCAAGCGUCUGCGAAGACAAGGACGAAGAAGCCAUGCAGUUGAUGAAAUUUUUCGAACAUUAUGAAAAUAGUCGGAAAUUUUUAAAAAAAAUGCUAAGUGGAUAUUUCCCCAUUUGUGUGUACAAAAAAAGGAGCAAGAGGAGGUCCAAGGAAUUACCAACCACGUUGAAUAUAUACGACAAUUUGGAUGCUCUUCUGAAGGGAAAAAGCCUAAGGGGUAACAUUCCCAGAGGGGAGGAGAAAGACGGGGAAAUUUUCGAAAAAGUAAAUGACUACUACACAUUUGACUACUCCGGGAGGGAAAAAACGGACUAUUUUAAUUUUCCUCACAGUUUGCUAAAAAAUAAGAACAGCUUGAAAAACGUGAAUAAGCAUAGGGACAUAGACAAGAACAAGCACUAUAUAUAUGUGGGAACCCCGUCGUAUGUCCUCGCAUUCGAAAUGCACUACGUGAAAAAGUGUGCCACCGUACAAGAGGAGGAAAACAAUAAAGCGGAGUCGCCAAAAAGGAAUAACUUAGUAUAUUCCAAAAUUGAGUGCAUAUCGGAUGAAAUUUGCAGAACGCAUGAUAAUUACUUGAGGAAUGUACAGGAAAAAAACCUGUUUGACGAAAAAAUAGAAUUAAGUUUUCUGUUUAAGGUAUACCUGGGGAUAACAACCCCGCUGGAUAUUGCCAUAAGGGAGAAGGGGAACUUGCUCUGUGUAAGGACACUGGAAAAGGUGUUCCUGUACAAACUUACGUACAAGUAUAGUGUCCACUGCAUGGGGGGGGGUUCUCAUUCGAAUAUAGUGACUGUAUCGGAUGAGAGGAAUUCCCUUGAGCAGUGUACUACUGGGGAGGUGCCCUCCCAGUUGGCAAAUAACAUUCCUUCCUGUAUAGUGGCAAACAAGAGCUGUCCAACGCAAGGAGGAAAGCACGAUGAUCUGUACAGUUACAUCGAUCGGAUAUGCCUCUAUCAUACAAUUCAUAAUCCAAUUCAGAAGGAAGUGCACGAGUUGUGUUGCUUCAGUGAAGACAUUUACCAAUCAUACCUGCUUGUUGUGUCGCUAAAAUCUGGGCAGUACACACUAUACAUUUACGAUUUGAAGCACAUGGAUUUACAGAAUGCAAUGAAGGUAAACAUCUCCGCUUACAAGGGAUUCAAACAGAUAAGGUGGAUAAAAUGUUAUGACAUGCUAGUAGCCCUGUCCACUAUAGGGAAUUACUUAGUAGUAUUAAAGAACAAACACCUAAAUAAUUGGAGCUUCUUCAUCUCGGACUUUGAAUUGAUAGGUUCGAAUAUCGAAUUUAUCGAGGAAGAAAACGAAUUUGACAUAAUAGAAAAUAUUCAACCGAAACAUAAACAUAUAGAUAAUCAUAUUUGGAAGUAUAUUAUUAUUUACAUAAAUUUAUUUAUAAAGAAUAAAAUUAGCAUUCAGAAUUUAAGCCACCCUUCGUCCCUCUUUCCAAUACUGUAUACAGGGUAUUAUAAAAGCAGCCCAAUGUAUUUUUUUUACAAAUCCUGUUAUCAUUUUGGUAAAGAAAAUUUCCUCUGUUACGAGGUGGAUGAGUCUACAGAGCAGGAGUCACAGGACGGGGAGGAAUGGACAAGGACGAAAAAAAAAAAAAAAAAAACACUGGAAAAAGGGAAAGAAGACGAAAUCAAACAAAUGGAGGAAAACAGAAAACAUUCAUUUUUACAAAUAAGAGAAAAUCUGGAUCAUUAUGUGGAUUCACCAUUUCAAGAACCCGAAGAGGACAAUCAAAACAAUUUGUUCGUUAAGGACAACUCGAACAGCGUGGAGUUGCUGGCCCCUGAAAUGCUUUAUUAUUUGUACUACAAAAAUAUAGUCAAUUUUUCAUUAUAG
This is a messenger RNA of Plasmodium fragile, 3966 nucleotides long. RefSeq lists its product as uncharacterized. Bases 1 to 3966 code for a protein of 1321 amino acids. Gene Ontology annotation, cellular component: Set1C/COMPASS complex. Lineage: Eukaryota; Apicomplexa; Aconoidasida; Haemosporida; Plasmodiidae. The record is from RefSeq and is a predicted model, not a curated record. The transcript has a single exon.